GGCCUGCCGCUUUCUAGCAACGUCACCUGUUUGGUUGACACGUGACCCGGAAGCUCAAGCGAAUAUGCGGCUAGAGUACAGAUAUUCUAGUUUAUUUUUAAAUAGGCUCUAUUCCAGUUCUCACUUACUGACGCCUUACACCGUGUAUUUUGUGCUACUUUAGUGUAAGUAGGCCACAGAGCGUUCACCUUUUUUCUUUUGCGAAGGGAUUCCGGAAACGCAACCCUGAGUAAUCGGAAGUGAUUGCUAGUGAGCGAGCAACUUGACGUCAGGAAGGCCUGGAUGGCCUUGGAAUGGGAGAGGACUUUGCGGAGAGGAGAACCCACUGAUACCGAGCCGGGCGUCCUGAAAAGUGAAGCCCCCUGAAAUCGGUAGGGUCUGUAAAGGUUUUUCAGAAGUCGUGGGGUGAAUAUUCAUUGGUUAAAAAUGACUACUCUUGAAAUUUUAGAAACCAAAGUCACCCUUACUUCAGCCCCAAUCCGAGGAGCAGGAGAUGGAAUGGAAACUGAAGAGCCACAUAAAUCUGUUGAAGUUCCUUCUGGAGUCCAGCCCAUAAAGCAUCACAUCCUUCAGAGUCCACAAAAGAAAGCAGUUCCCUCAGAGAGCCCAGGAGUUCUUCAGCUAGGGAAAAUUCACACUGAAAAAGCAGUGGAAGUCGAAGCUGUAAGAUUAUUAGUUCCCAAAGCUGCUAUAACCCAUAAUGUCCCCAACAAAAAUGCAAAGGUAAAGUCUCUGGGACUUCAUAAAGAAUUCCUUGGUCAGUUGGAGGGAACUGCAGAACACAGGAAGGAACUCUCAGAGGUAAAGAAUAUAUUGGAAAAGCUCAAAUCUUCUGAAAGGAGGUUACUACAGGAAAAAGAAGGUCUUCUAAACCAACUCCGAGUACAGACUGAGGUUAAUCGUGAGUUAAAAAAGUUGCUGGUGGCUUCUGUUGGGGAUGAUCUUCAGUAUCACUUUGAACGUCUAGCUCGUGAGAAAAAUCAGCUUAUUUUAGAAAAUGAAGCCCUAGGUCGAAACACAGCUCAGCUUUCCGAACAGCUAGAACGCAUGUCAAUACAAUGUGAUGUAUGGCGAAGUAAAUUCCUCGCAAGCAGAGUUAUGGCAGAUGAGUUAGCCAACUCCAGAACAGCUUUACAGCGCCAGAACCGUGAUGCACAGAGUGCUAUACAAGACCUCCUGAGUGAGCGGGAGCAGUUUCGUCAGGAAAUGAUAGCUACCCAGAAAUUAUUGGAGGAGCUCUUAGUCUCCUUGCAGUGGGGAAGAGAGCAAACUUACUACCCUAAUACACAACCUCACAGCACAGCAGAACUCGCAUUAACAAACCACAAGUUGGCAAAAGCAAUAAAUUCUCAUCUUCUGGGAAAUGUUGGCAUGAAUGGUCAAAAAAAGAUUCCAUCAGCAGUUGAAUUCUGCAGCACCCCAGCAGAAAAAAUGGCUGAAAAGGUUUUACGAAUUUUGGACCCAAUUACAUGUACAGAAAGCUCACCUGAUAAUCCAUUUUCUGAGUCUUCGCCAGCCACCUUACUUGCUGCAAAGAAAAAGAUUGGACGAUUUCAUCCUUAUACUAGCUAUGAAAAUAUAACUUUCAAUUGCUGUAAUCACUGCCAGGGAGAACUUAUUGUCCUUUAACAUUCAUUAUAUUGGAGGUAUGCUGUAGGCAUUUGCUAAUCAUACAAGAGUCACUAUGAUUUGGGAGCUGGGGUUCUUAUAUUGCUAGUCAGAUCAUUUUCUAUUUCAUUUUCUAUUUAAAUAAUACAUAUCUCCAAAGAUAUGUCAUGUACUGGACUCCAGAUUACCCUUUCUUAGUAAAGAUUUCAGGAUAAGAAAAGUAUGAAACUGUCUAGAUACAUUUAAAGUAGGAAAUACUUUCCAAGCAUCACAUGAUGUUUUUCCUACAGGAUUCAAAAAGAAAGAUUUUAUAACCUCUCCUAACUUUUCCUUUAGGCUUCCUCUAAGUUAUUAUGUAUCUUACUAUUUUAUAUAAGCAGAUAAUCUAAAGCAAGGAUUGGAAAACUAUGGCCAUGGUUCAUAUGUAUCCACACCCAUUCAUUUACUGUCUGGGUUUUUUGCACAGUAACAGAGUUGAGAAGAUCCCACAGGGUUUGUAUAGUUUGCAAAUAGGGAUGGUCCUUUACAGAAAAAGUUUUCUGAUCCCGAGUCUAAAAAUAACCAGAGGACUGGGGAGAAUGUUAUUUCCCUUUUUGGUAAUUUCUGGGCUAUAAAUGAGGCUUAUGGAAAUAUUAUGGGUGAAGGAACUAUUUUAAAAAAAAUGCUUCAUGUUAGAAAAAUAAAAAUACUUUACAGCUGCAUUGACAAGUGCUUUGGCAAAACAUGUUUUCAUGUUGGUUUUGUGCAGGGGUUUCCAUAUUUUGAAUUGAUACAACCUGACACAUAACAGGAGAAAAAGACAUACAAUGGCCAAUAAGCACAUCAAAGAUAAUUACACAUCACAAUUAGGGAAAUGCAAAUCAUUAUCACUGCACACCCAUCAGGACAGCUGCUAUCAAAACAAGCAAAAUAACAAAUGUUAAUAAGAAUGUGGAGAAAAUGGAAUCCGUUGCAUUGCCAGUGAGAAUGUAAAAUGGUUAUAGCUAUUAUUGACGAUACUGUGGCAGUUGCAAAAAGUUAAACAUAAAAUUAUCAGAUAACUGAACAAUUUCACUUCUAGGUUGAUAUCCAAAAGAAGUGAAAGCAGAAAUUCAAAUAGUAUUUGUAUACCAAAGUUCACAGCAGUGUUAUUCAUAAUAGCCGAAAGGUGAAAGUACCUCUGGUGUCCUUUGAUAAAUGGAUAAAUAAAACGUCGUAUAUACAUCCAAAAGAAUAUUAAUUCUUAAAAAGGAAUGAAAAUCCAAGAUAAGCUGUAGCAUAAGUGAGCCUUUAAAACAUUGCAAUCAGUGAAAAAAGACGUAAAGGGACAAAUAAUGUAUGAUUCUUCUUAUAUGAAAUAAUCAAAUUCAAAGAACAAAAAAAAAACUAUUUGCACUUACAAUUUCAGCAAAGUGGCAGGAUACAACAUCAACACACAAAAAUAAUUCAUCUUUGUGGUUUGAAUAGACAACCCAAAAAAGAGAUGAAGAGAACAAUUCCUGUUGCAUUAAAAUGCAAAAAGAAUAUUUAUGAAAAGGUGAAAGACUGGUACACUGAAAUUCCAGAAUAUUGCUGCAUUAGAUGAAGAAGUGAUCUGUGUUUGUGGAUUAGAAGACAUUACUAAAAUGCUGUUACUAAUCAUUUAUGUUUAGCUUUCUCCUCCACUCCUUAAAAGCUCUUAAACAUGUGAAGGGUGCUAUUCCUCUAUUGAUUCCUAUAUUGAUUCAAAUAUUUUGCAUAUGUACCAAUGUAUGCAAGGUUUCUAACUAAGAGAAAGGAUUUUGCAACCAUAUAGAUCAGAGUGACCUGCUCACCUCUAUAGUUUUCUCAUCUGCAAAAUAAGACUAAUUUGAGUUAUAAGGAUUAUAUCAAAUUAUGCAAAGAAUCUUUAACAAUACCAGGCACAUUAUAAACUCUCAAUAAGGGUUAGUUUUCUAAUAUCUAAGAUGGAAUUACAUAUAAGUUUAUCUUUAAAAAAAAAAAACAAACAAACAUGGGAGUAGACCUGCCCUAUUGCCUAGCUUGCCACAGCGAGGGCAAGUCUAGGGCCAAGUCUAGGGCCUUGAAUCAGGCUUGUUUUAAGAGGUCAAUCCUGCUUAUAUCCUAUUGCAAUUUUUUUAAGUGACAGUAUGUCCUAAGAAUAAAAAUUUGUCCCUUUUUGUGUUCUUUCCAGCUAGGAGUGCUAAAAUAAUUUAAAAUUUAAAAGUAAAGGACUGUAGUUUAUUCAAUCUGUUGCAUAUACUAAGAGAUGGUAUAACACAUAAUAAAACUUCAAGAGAAGAAAUUUAUUUUGUUCUAGUAUUAAAGAUAAAAUUCCCUUCCAACAUGACCAAGGUAUAAAUACUACUUCCCUAAUUUAGAAUAUGACAAAAGUACAUGGGCCAUAAGAAAUAAUAUCAAAAAUUUUGAAGAUAGCAGCUUCCAAAUGAAGUAUUUAAUAGAUACCUUCAGUUGUAAGGAUCAGUAAAACGGAAAGAUUUGGCUUCUGACAUAUAUAGGUGGUUCUGAAACUGUUUAGCACGCUUUGCUUCAAGUUGGAGCUGUCUGGUCCUUUCUUUGGCUGCUUGUUGCUCUGCUAGCUUUUCUAUCCGUUUCCUUCUUAGCCAUCUGUAGAAAGAAAUAUUAUCUGAUCAACCUGAAUAGUCUUCAUGCCUCUUCAUUGAAAUAUUGAGGUUAACACAAAUUAGUGAAGUAUUAAAUGAAAAAUUUCAAGUUUAUAUACUAGGUUCACACAAGAAAGAAUCCACUUUUCAAAUUUUGUCUUAUAAUGAAAUUGCCAACAUAAUAUUUUACAUGAGACAUAGCUACUAUCCUUUUUGGGAAAAAAUGGCUUUCUAAGCAAUUUUAUUUGAUAAGAUUUUAAAUAACUUGUUUUUUGCAACUAUACUUAAAACAUUACACUUCACCAGGUUAAGGGCAGUAGCAUACAGAAAUGUUGCCUUGCUCUUCUUGGUCAUUAUAGAGCUCUUGCUUUUCAGUACAUAAAAUAGUUAAGAUGGAAAAAUAAAGAACAUAAGGUGAAGAGUCCAUAUUCUAACAAAUUUAAGUCUAUAAAGUUUGCUUUUUGCUUGCUCAAAAAACUACUAUACAUGCACAUCAGGUAUAUACAUAUGUAUGUGGUAUAUGUCUAUAUAAUUCUUAUCAUAAAUAAUUAAAUUGUAUUACACUAAGAAAGACAAGAAACCCAAUGUUGUGUGGUCCAGCAUUGGAUGCCAGUUUGAACAAAUUAUAGUCAUACCAGGGCAAAAAUGCUUAUGGGGUAGAUAUUAGAUGGGAUCACUAUGAAAAUAAGCAGAUUACAGAACAAUAUAAGCACUAUUAUCUCAAUUUACACUUUAAAAUUGUAAAUAAAUGUACAGAGAAACAUCCAGAAUACAUGCACUAAGGUAAUAACAGUAGUGAUUUCUAGGUAAUAAAUAAGACUUCGCCUCUCAGUUUCCACAUUGUACCUUUACUGCUUAUGUUAUUAUAAAAGGGUUAUUUUAAAAAGAAAGAAAGGAAUAAAGAUUCAAAGGGAAAAAAAAACAGCAAAAAAGACAAUGAACUUCCAACAGCUGGACUCAAUAUUCACUCCCUCGCUCUCCCAAGCCUUGCUGACAAAAUUAUGAAGUCAGGUACGCUGCCUAAGAAUUAGUGAAGUGUAAUACAGAGUCUUACCCAGGUAACUGAAAAGAGAUCGAGUUUGAGUUAAAUUUUACUUAAGUAGGACAAAAUGUGUCCAAAUAUUUUUACUUAGUCUAUACAGAUCUUCCACAGCCUUUAUAGAAAAAAUAUUUCUUGGUAAAUGCAACACUUUAUUCAGUUUUUUGAGGACUCUGAGGAAAAAUUGUAAUCAAACUUUGACCCAUUUCUCUAAGAAAUGAACAAAUCAACUAACAAAUAAAUAUAUGGUAGACUAGAGGAUUAUCAUGCUGAUUUCAUGGGAAACAAGUUUAGGGUUGAAAAACAUCUUGAAGACAGUAUAGUACAGAUACUAUGCAAAAUACUAUGUAUUUGAAAUACAUAGGUAUUUAAAUAGGUAUGUAAUGUGAGAGAAAAUAUUUUGGGUUAUUUUCUUUUAAGUUUUAUUGACUAUAUAACUUUCCACAAUGACCCUGAGGAAGGAAGGGAAAUGCCCUGCCUUUGACUUACUGCUUAAAGGCUCUUUCACGGCCCUCUGUUUCUUUAAGGAAAAAUAAGCAUUCCUCUUGCUUUCGUAGCUCCUCUGUCUUUCUUUCUUUUAAGUGUUCUUCAUGUUUCUUUUUAAGCCAUAAUCGAAAAGCUAGUUGUGGAUCUCUGUUCUCCUGCUGAUUGCAAGAACAAAUUUUGCUUAAUUUAAGUAAGUCAAACCUACUAUUUUUAGACCCCACAUUUAUGAUCCUAGGAGAAUACAUGGCUGACUUAUCAAGGUUUCAUAAUGCCAACCUCAUCUGCACUUCGAGUAUCCAACUCAAACACAUCACCUUUGACUCAGCAACAUUGAUUACUCUUGAUAGAAAAUUCAACAUUGAACUCACAACUACCUGACUUCUUUCAAAAUUCUUACUAAAGUAGCAAGUGAAGGAGGUCCACAUGCAGUGAUCUGCAAACUUCAAAGUGGAGUGUUCUGACAAAACAGUUUUGCACAACUGCACAAACAAAACAGUUGAAGAAAAGUUGGGGAUAGAUAGUAUGAGUGAAGUCGAAGUCUUGGUAGCAAUUACUGAAGGAGCAUCAUGGAGUACAGUUUAAAAUUUUAAAAACCUUAAUCAGUUUUUAAUGGAAAUUACACCAAAUAUAAUUUGGAGAAACCCAUAUCUUUAUAAUAUUUAGUACACCCAUGCAGGAAUAUUACAUUUGUUUUGACCUACCAAAUAAUUCAUAUAUAGCUCACCCAUCCAGGACUAUUAUAUUUUACAUUUACCAAAGUCAUCUUUUUUUGGUUCCUUGCAAAGCCGUACUCCAUUCUCUCUAAAAGUUUUAUACAUUCCUAAUGUAUUUUAUAUAUUCCUAAGGUAUUUUAUAUAUUCCUAUAUCCCUUCUCCUUUUGUAUUUUUCUGUGAGGUUAUUGCUGAAAUGCAAGGAGAUUAUUUAUAAAGGAAAAAGUUGUUUAAUACUUAGAUCUUUUUCUCUUCAUAAACUGGAUAGAAUUCCCAGAUUUAAGUUAUUUAAUAUAGAGGGAAGUCUUACCUGUUUCUAACUUUAAUAGGUCUGCCUAUAGUAUUUUCUAAGAUAAUAUCUGUACUGUAACUCAUAUAUUAGGAAUUUUGAAAAUAAAUUAUAGUAAAUAUUAACAAAUACC
Molecule: messenger RNA, 6847 nt
Organism: Talpa occidentalis (Iberian mole)
Lineage: Eukaryota; Metazoa; Chordata; Mammalia; Eulipotyphla; Talpidae
Gene: BLZF1
Product: basic leucine zipper nuclear factor 1
Exons: 7
Coding region: 427-1629 (400 amino acids)
Biological process (GO): Golgi organization; Golgi to plasma membrane protein transport
Cellular component (GO): Golgi membrane
Source: RefSeq, a predicted model, not a curated record